Cyclopterus lumpus (lumpfish) is the source of this 4488-nucleotide messenger RNA. It is a transcript of the gene synm, whose product is annotated as synemin, intermediate filament protein. Gene Ontology annotation, cellular component: costamere; neurofilament cytoskeleton; intermediate filament. The transcript has 4 exons. The record is from RefSeq and is a predicted model, not a curated record. Gene Ontology annotation, biological process: intermediate filament cytoskeleton organization; fast-twitch skeletal muscle fiber contraction. The coding region runs from base 95 to 3151 and encodes 1018 amino acids. Lineage: Eukaryota; Metazoa; Chordata; Actinopteri; Perciformes; Cyclopteridae. Gene Ontology annotation, molecular function: structural constituent of cytoskeleton; intermediate filament binding; vinculin binding.
CGCAAAUGACAUCGGGGACAACCUGUCUGCUAGAGUAUUGGGCUCCAGAUAGGCCAUUUUAAAAAAAAUCACUUUUUUCUAAUUAGAUGCCACAAUGUUGCCUUUCAAAAGAACUUUUGAGAGCGAGAAACAACAUCUGCAGGAGCUCAACAGCAGGCUUGGCCAGUAUCUUGCCAGAACGAAGCAGCUGGAGCAGGAAAAUGCGUAUCUCAUAACUGAAAUAAAUAAACUUAGGCAAGGGAAGACCGCGGAAUGGGAGCCGAAGUACAAGCGUGAGGUGCGGGAUCUGAGGAGAAUGGUGGGGCUGCUGUCGUUUGAGAAGUCCCAGGCCGAGAUGGAGAGGGGGAAGCUAUGGCGUGAGUUGCAGAUGGUCCAAUCUCUGUGCAGCGAGCAGACUGGGGUGUGCAAGGACAUCAGUGGCGAGCUGAAAGGCUACGAGACGGAGCUUCAGCACGCUCACAAGACCAACGGGGAACUCCAGACGCGUUUAUUUCAACUAGAGAACGAGUAUAAAUGUCUGGAGGAUGUGCACAGACAAGAGAAGGAUCAUCUGCGGCGUCAGGUGGAGUCCCGAGUGGUACCCAUCAUUACGCAAACCUAUCGCGGGCCACCGGUGGCCUCCAUGGAAGAGGUAAAAGAGUAUGCCCGCGGACUGUCCGAUGGGUGGAUUGAGACCGUUGACAUGUACCAGCUGAAGGUGGAGGACAUGGAGCAGUCGAUUAAAGCAGACCAGGCGAGGCUGAGUGAUCUGCAGAGGGAGAAGAUGCGCUAUGCUUCAGAGUUGGACAAAUUACGCACAGAGGCGGACAAACAAGGUCAGAUUCAAUUCUGUCUUGAAGAAGAAGUGAUGCACAUGCAGGAGAAAUUCCGGGUGGACUUCAGUGAAUAUCAGAUAAUUAUUGAGCAGCUGGAGCAUGAGAGGAAUAUGAUGGCCGAUGCUAUUGCAGAAAAGAUGCGAGAACAUCAGCACCUUCUCCAAGUUAAGAUGGAUCUGGGCAUGGAGGUGGCUGCCUACAGGGCUCUCCUGGAAGGUGAGAGAGUGGAUCUGCAAGAUGCUCAUCGGAGGGUGACUCAACAUCAAAGAGAAAGAAUAAUAGAUAUAAGGAUGCCUGCCAAGCCCUACACUCCAAGAGCUUCCACCUUAACCCCCAGACCAUCUAUGGAUAUCAGGUACACGCCGCCAGCUUCACACCUGAGAAGAUCCCCUGGGCCCCCCUCUGGGUCCAUGAGUCCCUCUAGGAUCAUUCCUAUUUCAGUUGCAGGCAGAGCUCGAAAUCAGAGUCCUGCAUCCAGGAGGGACAUGCUCUUAUUCACCAAAGCCCGGACUGCCACUUCUGCCCCUGCUACCACCACAGCGAAAGAUAAACAAACAGGCCAGAGUGAGUACCAAACAAGACAACAUUUACAGAAAACAACAGCAGAGGAGAACACUGUGAAAAUUAAACAGGUCUCUCAGGUAGAGAACCAAGUCAGUCCCAUCACACCACCCGCUACGGAGACCAAAUCAGUGAAAGUGGUGUCACCACCAAUGAUGAGCCUGAGCAGGGAAACUGAGACAGAAAGCAAAAGGCAAGUGUCAGAUGAACAAGAGCAAGAUAAUGUUUAUGGUUGGGAGUUCAAAGAUGAAAGACAAAUAGAGCCUACGAUGGGCACAAGUGAGAACAAAAUAUUAGAUCCUGUGUCUGUAGAGGAGAUCGUUGAGAGAGUGAUGAGACCAGCAGGUUUGGAACCUAUGGUUUGCCCCUCGGGAGAAUCGAAGAUAAGGUAUCAUGUGGAGAGAACUGAGCAAGAGGAUGGAACGACUAAGACGCAGAUCGUGUUGGAAUCCAAAAUGGAGGAAGAGCUGGAUUUUUCUGAGGACUCUGCACUGGAAGAACUACUGAGCCAUGGGGUUAAGAAGGUGUCACUGGAAGACAUCAAGUACACAGCAACAGGAAGCAUGAUCAAGAACCUGCUAAGUGGCCUGCAGGGAAGCGAGUACUUUGAAAAUAAGUCUGUCAAUGUGGAAAUCAUUGAGGAACCGGUGGAGUCUUACAGUGAGGAGGUCUUUGAGCUUGAGCAGAAAUCCAGAUCUAGUUUUUAUGAGCCCUCCUCAACAUAUUUCCAAAUCGAGGAGCUAGAAAAUAUCCCUCAUGAUGCUCAAGUUCAGAGCAGUGAUGGUGAUGCCAUGAAAACCUUCAUGACAGAUGCAGACCAUCGCAAGGGUGGCUCUGUACAAGUCCAAGAGGUUUCAAGAGAGAGCGAAUCUUCAUAUUACUCCCAUAACCAAGAGCCUGACGAGUAUUUCGUCUCCACACCAGAUGAUAACCUUUCUGAAACCGAGGAGGGUGGAGCCAUCACCUCCUAUGGCCAUUACGGUAUCGUCGAUGACCUGUCAGAUGAGCGGUAUUAUCAAGAUGAAGGUCUUCUCUCGAAACGGGUGAUUGUAGAGGAAAGUGACGAAUACAAUUUAGGUGAUCACUCGUUUGUCAAGGAGAGUUUCCCAGAGUGCAUCAUUGAAGAAGAGGUGUGCGUCUCCCCUAUAGUGCAGGAGUCGAUGCUUGAGUUCCUGAGAGAGGACUCUUUGGAGCCCAAAGAGCAACUCAAGGGAGCUCUAGAGAAGCUACAAAGCUCAGUGUCGGGUCCGCUGAGGGAGGAGUUGGCCUUCCUCACUAAAGUGAGUAGUGAAGGUUCACAGACUUUGGCUGUCAAAAAAGUCCAACAGUCAAGCAACAACGGCACCAUGACUAUAGUUGCAGAGCUGAACGUCUCUCAAAGUCUGGAAGACUCAGGGCUGCUGGAGUCAGGAGAUGAUCUAUCUGAAGAGCAGAUCAUGGCAGCGCUCAGAUCUUCUAACCGAGGGCUUGAUAAAGCCUUCCAAGGUGGGGCAGGAGGAGGAUACAGCUUCAGAGUCUCCAAAGAAGAGGAUGUUGUGCACGGUGAAGAGUUCGAAGGCUUUACUAAAGAAGAAGGGUCUGCAUCUGAAAUCACUGAGAGGCACAUACAACUGGGGCCAUCAGAGAAGUCCUUCACCUUUCAGAAGGACGUACAUGGCAGUCAGGAUGAGCCCUCAGAGGAAGAGCUGCAAUCUCACCCCUUGGGAACCCCAAUUAAGAUUUUGCAAGAGAAAAGAGUUGCAACAGUUUACCUUGAAAGUCCAAAAGACGACUGAUGAAAGAAUUCGGUCUGAAAUAUUUUCAAGGCCAAGUGCUUACCAAUGUUACUUGUUAAAGUGCACAUUACAGACGUUGUUCAGUCCACACAGCCACAUGGCUAUAAUGCUGUUGGCAGACACUCUAUAAGCAGUAAAACAUGAUAUAUCUAAUUGAUUUUGGUGCUGAACCUACUUAAUGUGUCACCUAAAACGUAGUUUACCUAACAUGAGGCCAGCUAAAUUCAGUUACUCUGUUAAAAUUACCAGAUUAACACUUUGUUGUGAUGUUAAUUGUGACUGUAAUUGUUAAUUGUGACUGUACCGAGUAUGAACUAAAAUGGACAGGUUGAAGUUAGAAUUGCGCUGGAAUGUGUGUAACCUUUUUACAGCUUGCAGUUUAUCUUAAAAGAGGUUUGUUUAUUCUACCUAGAUUUCUCUAUUUUUGUACUAACCUCUGCUGUGCAUCUUAAACAGCCCAUUUUGCAUUUUACAACAUCCCAUCCCAUCCCACGUCUGCCAUGUUGUGGAAUCUGUUCCAAAUCAACAUAUGACAGUUGGAGUUAUGAUGUGCUGUGAACUGUUCCAGAUCAGGGCUUACAUUUUUCUUUUGACUCGGGCACUCUUGCCAUUAAAAAUAGUUUGAGCAUUUACUGUAUCCUAAAGCAGCAGUUUAUUUGAAGCAGUAGUCAGUGAAGUGUAAAUAUAUAGCGAAGCUUGUAGCUGAGGUCAGUAUGGUGGGGGUGGGAAAAAAAAGUGGUCAUUUGUUUUAAGAAACUUUGUGAGUUUUAAAUCUAAGUGAGGUGCAGUAAAUGUGCCACAUAAAAGUAAUUAAGUUAAAUUCCUGGGUUACGUGAUCAAUGUAAUCAAUGUGUAUCUUUAAAAAUUUUAUGAUGGCUAAAAUUGUGGUUUUGAACAUGAAAUUAGGGUGCUGGGAAUUGAACAUUGUGAAUUAUACAAUUUAGAACUCCAAAAAAGGGUUUUUAAUUAGAAAAGCCAACAGUUAGAUGAAGUAGUAUAAUCUUAAUGAAUUUGUGUUGUUAAAGAAAAUGUAAAUCACAACUGGUCUUGAUGUACAGUACGUCUCAUGGAUGCCCUUUUGCUUGUCCACAUUAGAGGGUUAUCCCAGUGUUGGCUGGAAGUAUUCACCUUUGCUGGAACGUACGAGUGUCCAUGACCGUGACUAUUUUUGGAUCAUCAGCUUAGUGGCAUUGACUGUCCAUUAGGGUUUGUUGUGUUGUGCACUAGUUGCAGAGGCCAAAAUGGUCCACUAUGAUUACAGUGUGGUUGCACAUUUAGUCUAAAUGGCAUCAACAUGUGCACUGUGUAACUAUUGAGUAAUGUAUUCACUUGGCACC